ACAAGAUAGCCGGCGGGAACGUACGCACGCCUCUAGCUAGCUAGUGCGAAGCAACAAGCUUCCAGCGCCUGAAGCCAUGGCCAAUGGACACCGUGCUCCACUACUCACAGCCUGCGUGUUCCUCAUCAUCUGCGCCGCCGCCACGCUCGUCGUCGUCUACACCGCCUUCCCGGUCUCCCUGAACCCAUGCACCUACUCUCUGCCGAGGGCGCUCAUCACCGUCUCCGGCCUCCACCCGUACGUCGUCUCAUGCCAAGGCGACGCCGACACCGCCCCACUCUCCGACGGCAGCAAGAAGACCGGCGGUCCUGUCGAGACCAGCCUACGCACGUGCGUGAAGCCAACACUCCCGCCGCACCCGCUCCCGCCCUUCUACUGCUGCCCGCCGGCGCCCGCGUCGGAGCCGAUCAACUUCACGCUCCCGGACCCGGCCGAGCCGGUCAGGGUCCGGCGGCCGACCCACGCCGCGGGGGCGGCGGAGCACAUGGCCAAGUACGAGCGCGCGAUAGCGCUGAUGCGCGCGCUGCCGGACGACGACCCGCGCAGCUUCUACCAGCUGGCCAACGUCCACUGCGCCUACUGCACCGGCUCCUACCGCCAGACGGGGCACCCGGAGCUCCACAUGCAGAUCCACUUCUCGUGGCUCUUCUUCCCCUUCCACCGCGCCUACCUCUACUUCUUCGAGCGCAUCGCGGCGAGGCUGCUCGGCGAUCCCGGCUUCGCGCUGCCCUUCUGGGGCUGGGACGUGCCGGAGGGGAUGCGGAUGCCGGCCGAGUUCGCCAACUCCUCGUCGCCGCUCUACGACCCCGCGCGGAACCCGGCGCACGCGCCGCCCGCGGUCGUCGACCUGGACUUCGCGCGCGUCGAGGGCAACCUCACCGACGAGCAGCGGGUCCAGCAGAACCUCAGGAUCAUGUACAGGCAGAUGGUCGGCAAUGCGGCCCUGCCGUCCCUCUUCCACGGCCAGCCCUUCCGUGCCGGCCAGUCCGACAUGCCGGGCGCUGGGACGGUGGAGCUCACCCCGCACAACGCCAUGCACACCUGGACCGGCGAUCUCACCCUCCGCAACGUGGAGGACAUGGGCACCUACUACUCCGCCGGCCGAGACCCGCUCUUCUACCCGCACCACGGCAACAUCGACCGCCUGUGGGAGGCGUGGCGCGACGUCGGCGCCGCCCGCGGCUACCGCGGUCACGUCGACUUCACGGACCCCGACUGGCUCGACUCCUCCUUCCUCUUCUACGACGAGGAGGCCCGCCUGGUGCGGAUCACCGUCCGCGACGUGCUCGACGUCGACAAGCUCCGGUACAGGUUUGACGACGUUGGCAUGCCGUGGGCCGACGCGCGUCCGUCUCCUACUCCAAACGUGAACGGAAAUAAACCUAGCUCCUCGUCGUCGUCGUUGAAGUCCGUCAGCUUCCCGCUGUCCCUUCACACGGCUGUGACCGUGGAGGUAAGACGGCCGCGGGUGCUUCGAGGCCGGCCGGAGAAGGAGGUGCACGAGGAGGUGCUGGUGGUCGAGGGCAUCGAGACCGACGGCACGGAAAUGGUCAAGUUCGACGCCUACGUGAACGCCAUGGAGUACGAGAAGGUCGGGCCGAGCGGGCGGGAGCUGGCCGGGAGCUACCUGUGCUUGAGCCAUCCUAGUACGGAUGGCACAGGGAAGGGGAUGACGGUGGAGACGAGCAUGAGGAUGGCGUUGAACGAGCUCUUGGAAGAUCUGGGCGCCGACGGAGACGAGAGUGUGACGGUGACAUUGGUACCUAGACACGGGAAGGUUAAGAUCGGAGGCCUGAAAAUUGUGUACAUGAUGGAGUGAGAUUCGUUUGUUUUCGAUUCAUGCUAUGUUUUCUGGCUUUUGGCGAACUCGGCCUUGUUUCAAAAUAUUACUCCACAUAAUGCUGCGUUGUUUUUUUACUUUCUUGUUCCAAAGUGUGAUGUCAUGUUUCAU
Hordeum vulgare subsp. vulgare (domesticated barley) is the source of this 1951-nucleotide messenger RNA. RefSeq names its product polyphenol oxidase, chloroplastic-like. The transcript has a single exon. Gene Ontology annotation, molecular function: catechol oxidase activity. The record is from RefSeq and is a predicted model, not a curated record. Bases 77 to 1819 code for a protein of 580 amino acids. Gene Ontology annotation, biological process: pigment biosynthetic process. Lineage: Eukaryota; Viridiplantae; Streptophyta; Magnoliopsida; Poales; Poaceae.